This is a messenger RNA of Homarus americanus (American lobster), 3876 nucleotides long. RefSeq names its product hormone-sensitive lipase-like (gene Hsl). Gene Ontology annotation, biological process: cholesterol metabolic process; triglyceride catabolic process. Gene Ontology annotation, molecular function: triacylglycerol lipase activity; sterol ester esterase activity. Gene Ontology annotation, cellular component: cytosol. The record is from RefSeq and is a predicted model, not a curated record. The transcript is spliced from 13 exons. NCBI's taxonomy places the organism in Eukaryota, Metazoa, Arthropoda, Malacostraca, Decapoda, Nephropidae. The coding region runs from base 32 to 2599 and encodes 855 amino acids.
CCAUACUUGAGACUUCAGUUUGUAAACAAACAUGGCAGACAACGUUGGUAUGGAAGAGUCUUCUACCCCGCCUGUGGUCGGGUCCACAGAUCCCUGCCAGUCUAUUUUACCUACGGUGCUGCACAUGAUAGAGGAUAACACCGCAAACUUCAAAAAUGACGAUUCUGAGUAUGGACAGCGAUUACACAGUGGAUUUGUUCUACUCAAAGAGAACAUGGACAAGGUGAUAGAGCUCUCCGAGAGUGUAAGGAAGGAGGUGCAUUUAUAUGAUUUUGACGCAGAGACUCCUGGAAAUGGUUUUAGAAGUUUCAACAACAUCGUACAACAAGCGAUACUCAGUGUGUUCGACUUAUGCAAGCAAAUAUGCACUGGCAGAGAUUCCUUGCUCUUCAGGAAAGGCCAUUUUGUCAGGGAAGUUGAAGCAUGGGGGCAGACCUUGGCAUCACUGGUUGUGCUGCUGGAAUACAUUGAAAAUAUGUUGUUGCCACGUUGUGAAGAUGGGAACCUUCUGUCUGGUAUCAGUAGUUCACCAAAUGAGUUAAUGAGUAUGCUCAACUCAGUACCACAGUACUCCUUUUAUGGGCGUUGUCUGGGAUUUCAUUAUUAUCCAUCUCUUCGGAAAACUCUGAAGUAUCUGAAUAUUUGUCUGAGUGCAUUCAGUGAGGUGUACUAUGCUGAUGGCAACAGCUUCAUGCAACGAACAAAAAAUACAGUCAUGUCAAGUAGCAGAUAUGUUGUUGAUGCUGAACUUCGAUCACGAAGAAUUGUUGAUGUUGUCCAGUACUCUUCUGUGGAAUUCAUUAAAGCCUUUUGGUCUGUGGCAGAAACAGAUUUCAUGACACAACUGCCAGGGAUUGUUGGUCCUAGUUUGGCUGUGCAGCAGGUAGUAAUUGUUCCAUGUGAGGAGCAGCAGGUCACCAAGAUGGAUGGUACAGCUACAGUUGUUGUUCCUCCUCCCCACUCACACAUCGAGGCACGACCCAUUACUUGCCACUUGCUGUCAACACAGCUCCGUGAAGGAAUGGUAGGCGGGAAGCCUGGAGAGAAGGACCACAAGGGAGCAUCAGUCCUACCCCCAUCAGAUUGCCUCCUAAUUCAUUGUCAUGGUGGAGGCUUCGUGACCCAGUCUACCAAAGCCCAAGAAGUAUUCCUAAGGGAGUGGGCAGUUAGUGUUGGUGUUCCAAUUCUCUCAAUUGAUUACUCUUUAGCACCAGAAGCCCCCUAUCCACGACCUCUGGAAGAAGUGUUGACUGUUUACUGUUGGGUGCUGAACAACAUGAACCUCUUGGGCUCUACAGGAUCAAAGAUUAUCAUGACAGGUGACAGUGCUGGAGGUAACUUAAUUGCGGGACUCACAAUAAAGUGUUUGGAGCUUGGAAUACGCCCAGCAGAUGGCUUAUUCUUUGCCUAUACACCAUUUGUCUUUGAACUUGUCCCAUCGCCUGCGAGGCUGCUAGCUGUCAUGGAUCCUAUGCUGCCUCUGGGUUUUGCUCUGAGAUGUCUUAAAGCUUAUGCGGGCGUCUCAAGUGGACAAACAUCUCGAGUCACUUCACCUGGAGAUAUAACAUUGCCGACACUCAGCUCUCAAACAUCUAGGGUUUCUACGAAUUCAGAGUACACAGAUGCUGCUAUAGACAAUACCCCAGUUUCACUUAAUAUACCUCAGACAAAGUCAGGUGUGUCAGACCCACAAAGUGACACAGAAUCCUUUGUUGAAGUCUCAGAAAGUGAUGUAAAAGAAGCUGAAGCAUUGGUCAAAAGUCCCUCAUUCCUCUCAGACCCAGGAUCUGACACCCUUACAACUGUCUCAUUAACAUCAGAGGCAUCCAAACUAGAAGACUCAUCCAUAAAGAAUAGCAAUGGUAGUGGUAACCAGAAACCCCGAGAAAAAGAGGAACGCUCCAGGCGAUAUGUAACUGAGUUUUUGGAAAAAUAUGUCCUAGAUUCUCGCACAGACAAACAAGGUCGAAGAGUCCCUAUACUUCGCACUGGAAGUGAGGAGAGUGAACAGGAGGAUGAAACUGUACUAUUUGAGGCUCCAAGCGUGGGUGCAGGCAUCACUGCUAAACUUGGCCGAGCCAAGGAUGCUGUUGUUAGUGGCAUAUCAGCAGGACUGACAUCAUUUGGACUCAAAAGAAAGGAAAGCGUUUCAUCACCAACUUCUCCUGUAAAGCCACCACCAGCAACUACAGCUGCAAAGAGGCCAUCUCUGGGUCAAAUCCUCAUGGGUAAAUCACCAUCAAGGAAGAACAGCCGCUGUAGCCUGAUGGAGGAAUUCAGUGGCGUGGAAAUCAUAAGUGACCAUUAUCUCAGCCCUCUCACUGCCCCAAAAGAAAUCCUGGCCAAAUUCCCUCCUUGUGCAAUUCUUACUGUAGAGUAUGACUUCUGCUUGGAUGAUGAUGUUACAAUGGCCAAAACAUUGAAGUCCUUGGGUGUGCCUGUCACCAUUGAUAUUCUAGAACGACUCCCACAUGGAUUCCUCAGCCUGUCUCUGGUGUCACAAGAGGCACAUAAUGGAUGCAAAAAGGCCAUUGAGUGCAUAAAGCAACUCUUAAGUAAGGAAGAUACUGAACAACAUUUGUUGGCGAUGAGUGGUUGACCGUCAUAAUGGCAGCCUAAACCAGAGUGACCAGAGCCACCAAAAGCUCCACCCUCGAGCUGGACAAAUAUUAUCAGGACUUCGACGAGCCAGAGCCUCUCGGCAGCAAAAACCGGAUCAGACUGGAGCCGGGUACUGGAGAGUAUGAGGACGCUAUCCAGCAAGUGGCACAUAUCAGUGCCACAGAUGCCUCCAAGCUCAAAGAGCUAUCAACACUGAUAGUUAAACAGUUUUCUGCUGUCCAUAUAAAGCUGGACACUAUUAUGCAAUGCAUGGCAACUCAUGAAUGAAACCAGGAUUAAUGCCCUAGAACUGGCUCCUCAGCCCAUUGCUCUGGUUCAGCCUGAACAGGAUGAUGAUGAGUAUGAUGCUGAUGACUUCUAAAUGAAUGAAAAAGUGGUUGACGCACAUAAGCCAUGGAUGGAUAUAGUGAGGUUCCCAUGGUGUGAGCGAGCCAUAACUGCAUGAUAGUCAGAAGUGGGGUGUUGAAUGUAGUUGAUUAAAAAAACAAAGGUCAGAUGCACUGAAGGCAGGUGGUAAUAGAUAAAGCAGGGCCUGUGUAAGAAAUCUAUCAAUAAGUUGGCAAGACAGCUGACAUAAGUGUUCAUUGAGCUCACUUGUAAUAAAUUAUUAUCAGUCACUAAUGACUUACUUAAAAGCUCUCUUUAGGUUUAUAACGUAUAAGAUUGUGAUCUGUGAUAAAGAUGACAGAUCCCUAACCCCGUCCCCAUCCACCAUGUUGGUCACUUAUGACAGCCAACAUGAAGGAUACAUUCUUUACAACCUGACCCAGAAAGUCAAAGAUGGGUACAUUACAUUACAGCAGUUGUGCUUAUUGAUUAAUGAAUUGGUUUAAUUUGUGUUUGUUGAUUGAUUAAUAGUUACCAGUUGUGUUGACAAAUAAAUAGUUAGCAGUUGUAUUGGUUGAUAGAUAAAUAGAUUGAUUGAUGCUAAUUAUAUUGGUUGAGAUAGAUAGCAGAUGUGUUAUUUGAUAGAUAGAUAGAUAGAUAACUGCUGUAGAUACCAGUUAUGUUAUGCUAUCCCUUUGAAUAUUCAUACCUGAUUUAUACCUUCGGUAGUGGGAUUUUUUUUAGAAAGUCAUAUUGAUCACCACUACUAAAUUCAUAGUACAGUACUACAUAUCAUAGGCGAUGCUUUUGCUGUGUCUUAUUUGUAAGAAGCAGCUGUUGGCUUUAAAAAGGCUCUAUGAGGUAACAAAUGCAUGGAUUAAUUUAGUAGAGUACUAGAGUACUGAAAAGAUAUAUAUAUAUAUAUAU